Molecule: messenger RNA, 447 nt
Organism: Pseudogymnoascus destructans
Lineage: Eukaryota; Fungi; Ascomycota; Leotiomycetes; Thelebolales; Thelebolaceae
Exons: 2
Coding region: 1-447 (148 amino acids)
Source: RefSeq, a predicted model, not a curated record
AUGGCCUCCGCCAUCCAAGACGUGCCAGACCAGGAGUUCAACGGCAUCAGAUAUACCGGCUUCCCCGAGCCACUGAGUCUUCGUCGCAACACCACCCUCCCCCACCCCGACGCCAACCUCUCCCCCGACGCCUGCAUCGAGUCCUUUGGCAACCACCUUGCCCGCUCCUCCUCCCGCCACCGCUUCUCCUCCUCGCGGCGGCGCGUCUCAUCAAAGGGCUUCAUCGACCCGACACAGGUGUACGAGGAUAUCCACUACGUCGAUAGCACCGUUGCCGUUGUCUCCAAACCCGGAUCCUCCUCCUCAAAAGAGAGCACCAGCCCUUCAGACGGCGACGGGGGGUUCAAAUCAAGAGAAGAAGGGGGGAGGUCGUCGGGGGAAACCGAUUCAAGCGAGCGAAAUCACCGGAAGAAGAAGGGCUUACGCGGCUUGUUCCACAAGGGCUGA